AUGGAGGGUCAACAGAAUCAGCCUCCGAAUGGACACCCACAGUUUCGUCAACAGCAGCUUCCUUCCCAAGCGGUGCCACCAGGUCUGAAUCCGGGAAACAGUCCACCCGGUCAUCAACAGCAGUACCAACAGCAGCCGAUUUUUACCCAGGGAAUGACGGCGGAUAGUGUCAUCGUACAAAUUUUGCAACACCUUCAGCAGCAACAGGCAGUAACAAACCAGCUUCUCCAGCAGCAGCGUGAAGGCACACAUCAACAGCAGGAGUUCCUGCAACAGCAGGAAGCGCUUUUCCGGAAUGCGAUGUCAUCAAUCAACGUCAGCGUUCCCCCUAAUCCAGAAGCCAUCUUGGAUUCGCUAGCUGGGAACAUCAAAGAUUUCCAGUUUGAUCCUGAGAACCACUGUACUUUCGCUGCCUGGUACGCUCGAUACGAGGACCUCUUCGCCGAGGAUGCACACAGACUGGAUGACGAUGCUAAAGUGAGGUUACUUCUGCGCCGCCUAGGAACCAACGAGCACUACAGAUACGUGAGCUACAUAUUACCGAGUACGCCGAAGGAUUUCACGUUCGACGUAACGGUUCAGAAGCUUACAGCACUGUUCGGGACCACAGAAUCAAUGGUGAAGAAACGCUACAGUACGCUCACCUUCGCUAAAACCCCGACUGAAGAUUACGUCACUUUCGCGUGUCGGGUAAACAAAAUGUGCGUAGAAUUCGAGCUGAAGAAGAUGUCCGAGCAACAAUUUAAGUGCCUAAUGUUCGUUUGUGGUCUCAAGGGUGAGUGUGACGCCGAUGUACGUACCAGGCUGUUGGUGAAGAUUGAGAGCAACGAUGAUGUCACCCUAGAGGCGAUGAUUGAUGAAGCGGCUGAUCAAUCUAAAGAACGAUACAGCGAUGAUUGA
This is a messenger RNA of Toxorhynchites rutilus septentrionalis, 900 nucleotides long. RefSeq lists its product as uncharacterized. The record is from RefSeq and is a predicted model, not a curated record. Bases 1 to 900 code for a protein of 299 amino acids. Lineage: Eukaryota; Metazoa; Arthropoda; Insecta; Diptera; Culicidae. The transcript has a single exon.